AUGGCUCUAGACGCGGUCAACGUGAGCCGAGUGGACGCUCCAGGAUGCGGAAACUUUACGGAUGUCAGCGCACUAAUUACGGACUGCAAUCAGACAUCCACGAACGCGUCUGGACUCCCCAAACCAGGCAGAGCGAAAGAGAUGGACUCCGUCCGUAUCUUUCUGUAUUCGCUUAUCUUCCUCAUUAGUGUGUUUGGAAACCUCCUCAUCAUCAUCGUUUUGGCUCUGAACAAAAGGAUGAGGACAGUGACUAACUCCUUCCUACUGUCACUGGCGGUUAGUGACCUGAUGAUGGCGCUGUUCUGCAUGCCCUUCACCCUCAUACCAAACAUACUGGAGGACUACAUAUUCGGAGAGGCCAUGUGCAAGAUCACUGCGUACUUUAUGGGUAUCUCGGUGAGCAUCUCCACCUUCAGCCUGGUUGCCAUAGCGAUUGAGCGGUACAGUGCGAUCUGUAACCCGCUGAAGUCGCGCUCCUGGCAGACGCGCUCUCAUGCUUAUCGGGUCAUCACUCUCACCUGGGUUCUGUCCCUCCUGCUCAUGGUGCCCUACCCUGUGUUCAGCGCCAUCAAGUGUUUCGACAAACCAGGAGGGGUCAAAGGUCACAUGUGCCGGCUCAUCUGGCCUAGCAGUCAGGCCGAACAGGCCUGGUACAUGAUCUUGCUCUUCCUUCUCUUCUUCAUCCCUGGUGUGGUGAUGAUGGUUGCCUACGGACUCAUCUCCAGAGAACUGUAUAAAGGAAUACAGUUUGAACUGAGCCAGAGUCAAGAGGCAACUGGCCAGCAGAAUGGUGCGACCCGCCCGAUGAUUUCCGACGAUGACGAUGGUUGCUACAUCCAGAAGAAGACCCCCUCCUCAGUCGAAAUGCCCACCCUCUCCGCUGCUAACGCAGCCAAAACCGAGCGAGCACGUAGCAACACUUCAGAGGCUAAGCUACAAGCUAAACGUCGUGUUGUUCGCAUGCUAAUGGUUAUCGUAGCACUAUUCUUCAUUUGUUGGAUGCCGCUGUACAUCGUCAACACUUGGAAAGCGUUUGACCCAAAAACUAUAAUGAAAGCUUUAUCCGGAGCACCCAUUUCAUUCAUUCAUUUGUUGUCCUAUACUUCGGCUUGUGUUAAUCCCGUUAUUUAUUGCUUUAUGAAUACGCGAUUCCGAAAAGCGCUUUUCUCAACCUGCUCCUGCCUCUGCAACAAUCGAAUCUGCAACCGUAAAAAGGAUCGUCACGACGACGGAUUCACUGCGAUGUCCACGGCAACCUCCAUGGCAACAUCAAUGUCCAAGUUUAGCUACACGACGGUUAGCUCAGUGGCUACAUGCUAA
Molecule: messenger RNA, 1320 nt
Organism: Periophthalmus magnuspinnatus
Lineage: Eukaryota; Metazoa; Chordata; Actinopteri; Gobiiformes; Gobiidae
Product: cholecystokinin receptor-like
Exons: 5
Coding region: 1-1320 (439 amino acids)
Biological process (GO): neuropeptide signaling pathway
Cellular component (GO): membrane
Molecular function (GO): gastrin receptor activity; neuropeptide receptor activity
Source: RefSeq, a predicted model, not a curated record